AUGUCGCAGUCUGCGCUGGGCUUGGGCGGCGAGAGGCGCUACUCAGUGCCCUCAAACCCAAUGUUGCACGAUCCGCGAGGCAUGCACUCUGAGGAUCUACACGCCUGGUCUAUUUACAGGCAAAACUUAAAUUCGGAUUUUACUGACAGCGCUCUUGGUAGCACUGACAAAAGUCCUCUGCCAUAUGGAAACUUCCAGCUCCGUGAUACUACCGUUCAAUCUAUUUUAUCUCACCCUAGAUAUGGACCUAAAUCAGCUCUCGGUUCCAAUAUGUACACUUAUCUUAAAUUCGGACUACCUCGUGUAUUUCCGCCGAACCACAACGGCUCACAAAGAUCUGGAACACCGAAGCCAAAGACUUCUAUUGGAAGUGGAAUGAAAUCUGUCCCAAGGAUACAAAGACAGACACGUGGUGUGCGUGAAACGUCAUCUGGUUACGAUAGUUCGGACAAUGAAACGUCGACAAAUUAUAAAUACAAUCGUAAAUAUCGUUCCGAUCCUGACUUUAGGAUGCAAAAUCUUCACAACUCAUAUCAGCACGCUACAGGUGUUCCAUUAGUCGCAAUGCAACAGGCAGGCAUACGAGGGGAAUCCCAUUGGACUAAUUCUAGACAUAAAUCAAUCAGCGAAGCAAACUUAUUAGGAAUCGACUCAAAACCAAAUCGAUCAUAUACGAACAGACGGAACAGUGUCGCGGACUUUAUUCCAGACAACGACCAUCAGAGCUACCUCAUGCCAUCAUCUCAUCUCGGCGGAAGGAUGUCCAAAGCAGGAAGUCACAUGUCCCUAGCUCAGUCAAGGAAGCACUCGACAUUAAGACCUGGAGACCAUUUAGACGGAUACACACACUCCGCUUACAUUUAUCCUAAUUAUUAUGUAAACAGUUUAGAAAUAACGUCACCAGAAAAUAAAUCCACAUUACUCGUGUCUGGCCUAAGUUUUGAAGUAAAGUCUGGAGAAAUUCUAGCAGUUUUAGCCACUUCGCAGCAAGAAGCAACUGGUUUGCUGGAUGUUUUAGCGGGUGCUAGAAAGAAGCUAUCGGGUGACAUCGUGGUCAACGGGCAGGCGGUGUCGGCGCGCACGCUGCGGCGCGUGGCGGCGCACGUGCGCGCGGACGCGGCGCUGUGGCCCGCCAUGUCGGUGGAGCACACGCUGCGCUUCCACGCCGCGCUGCGGGGGCGCCACUCGCACGCGCAGCUCAAGAUGGACGACCGGGACCGGAUAAAUCUACUAAUAGAAGAGUUAGGGUUGGAGCAAGUUCGCGAUACGAAUGUGGAACGGUUAACCCGUUCUGAAAUCCGUCGGUUGAACGUCGCUUGCCAGCUAUUGCUCGACAUGGCGAUCCUAAUCCUCGACCAGCCCACUAAAGAUAUGGACAUCUUCGACACUUUCUUCCUGGUUGAGUAUUUAAGGAACUGGGCGAGUACAGGCCGCGUUGUUAUUAUGUCGAUACAUCCACCUACGUAUGAGAUAUUUGCUAUGCUUACUAAGGUAGUUUUAAUCUCAGCCGGUCGCACAAUGUUUAGUGGUUAUAGAAGAGACAUGUUGCCAUAUUUCGCUUCCAUUGAUUACCCUUGUCCUGCUUUCAAGAAUCCUUCUGAUUAUUAUCUGGACCUGGUGACGCUGGACGACCUAUCGGCGGCCGCGAUGCUGGAGUCGUCGGGGCGCAUCGAAGCGCUGGCCGGCGUGUUCGCGGGCGCGCAGCAGCCGCCCGAGCCGCCCGCGCCCGUGCCGCUGCCCGCGCCGGCCGUGCGGCCCGGCGUGCUCCUGCAGGUCUUCGCGCUCGUCGAAAAAAGUUUGGUGUACACGCAGAUGACAACACUAUCCAAUGUUAUCACUCGAAUAAUAAUUGCAGCAAUUAUGUCUCUUAUCACUGGCACGAUUUUCUGGGAUUUGCCUUCAACUGAUCCAAAGUUGACGCAGGGCGACCGCCUGGGCUACCACUACGCGGCGAUGUGCGUGUGCGCGUGGCCGGUGUGGCUGUGGGCGAGCGUGCGCGGAGCGGGCGCGGCGCGCGCCUGCGUGGAGCGGGACGUGGCCGCCGGCCUCUACUCGCGCGCGCUCUACGUGCUGUUCGACCAAUUUCUGGAAAUUUGGUCAGCAAUACUAACAUGGUUGGCGUAUUUAGUCCCGAGCUACGCUAUGAGCGGCUUGUACGCGCAGUCACUUGGAACUUUUGAUGGAUUCUAUAUCUAUUUAGGAUACAUGCUGUUAUAUCUAAUUAGCACACAGAUGCUGUGUCGAGCAGCGAUAUUUUUAAUACCAAUGGAAAAAACAGCGUCGAUACUGGCUGGUUUCUGUCUUCUACUCACUACCCUAGUCAACGGGGUAAUGUUACACCAACAAGAUUUGCCUUUUUAUGUAAAAUGGCUGGAAUAUGUGUCUCCUUCGAGGUGGACAUUACCGGAGAUACUGCGACGAGAGUUGAGUGAAAUCGCGCUAAAGAGCAGUAUUAGUAAAGAUUUAAGAUGCACUAAUAAACAGAGGCAGCACUUGGAGAUAAUAGUACAGUCACCUUGCCCACCACCCAACGGUACCCAAGUGUUAUCCAACUACGAUUACUUGAAAUCGGAUAAUAUAUGGGAAUGGACGGACGAUAGUUUUAUGAUAGCUUUGGCUAUUUUUUACGCAAUUUUCGCUCUAGUCGCCAUCUUUGCAUUCGUCUUUGACUGCACGAAAUAUGUCAAAACAAAGGAAAAGGCAUCUAGGAAAGGUCAUAAAGUAACUGUCAAUAGGCCUUAAUAAAGGUGCUCUUUUAGUAUAUUCUUUACGCCAUUUUCGGUGCUAAUUAAUCGUGUUAGUGAUUUAUUCGCUACUUGUUUAUAUAAGGCAUAUUUUUGGAGUAGUGUAAUAAGAUUAUGAAUAAGUGAAACAUUGUCAUAGUUUAAUAGUAUUUUUUUUUUAUGUAAAAUACUGAUUUUUUAUCUAUACAUAAAUUUGU
Messenger RNA from Melitaea cinxia (Glanville fritillary), 2941 nucleotides. Its product is annotated as ATP-binding cassette sub-family G member 8. The transcript has 16 exons. Gene Ontology annotation, molecular function: ABC-type transporter activity; ATP hydrolysis activity; ATP binding. Gene Ontology annotation, cellular component: plasma membrane. Lineage: Eukaryota; Metazoa; Arthropoda; Insecta; Lepidoptera; Nymphalidae. The coding region runs from base 1 to 2742 and encodes 913 amino acids. The record is from RefSeq and is a predicted model, not a curated record.